Messenger RNA from Colletotrichum phormii, 1443 nucleotides. RefSeq names its product TTL domain-containing protein. Gene Ontology annotation, biological process: protein modification process. Gene Ontology annotation, cellular component: P-body. Bases 1 to 1443 code for a protein of 480 amino acids. Lineage: Eukaryota; Fungi; Ascomycota; Sordariomycetes; Glomerellales; Glomerellaceae. The transcript has a single exon. The record is from RefSeq and is a predicted model, not a curated record.
AUGUACGCGUAUGUCCACCCAGCCAGCCCUUGGCUGUCGGAGCACAUCAAGUCAUACAUCCGAAAGCACGCACCGGAAACCAAGUUCAUCGACGAUUUCGAUCAUUUCCCAACAAACGCCACGACAGUCUUUCAGUUCUGUGAUGGCUGGGCACUGAAUCGUAACUUCGCAGCCUUGAACUCAGCAACCAAGGGCCUGAUCAAUGCCUACCCGAACAGCGACGCUUUGGCUCGAAAAGAAUAUCUUGCCAGAGUUGUGGAGUUGUGGACGGCCAAGAGACCAGAGAGCAUUCUCAGAAGUCAUGUGCCCGUCACCGUUCGCCUGUCUUUAGACUAUGCUGAGUAUGCUGAAGAGUCUUUGACUGCUGCAGACGACCUGUCACUUCUAUAUUCACUCGAGGCAAACGAAAGUAAGCCCCCAGCUGAACGAGACUGGUGGAUUAUGAAACCGGCGUUGGUCGACUGUGGCGCUGGCAUCAGACUGUUCAGUACAGUAGAUGAGCUUGCUAGUCAUCUCGAGCUUGCAGAGGACGAGGUCGAGGAAGAGGAUGAUGGUAUUCUGAAUUACGACAGUCAACAAUCUCUACCAGGCACCUUCCCAUGUUCAAAGAUCGGCGGUCCGGAUGACUUCUCGCCAACACUGUCCACCCCAGGUCUAGACACUCUUGAUGUGCUAGUCACCGCCACAGGAGCUUUGUCAUUCAAGCCAACUUCAGAUGAUAUCCAAAGAUGUCCAAAGCCACAAUACUUCUUCAAGGAAGGCGGACGUAUUCCAUCAGCGCAGAUGCGCGAGUUCGUCGCUCAGCAAUAUGUUGUCUCUAUUCCGCCGAUGGAAAAUAGGAAGUGGCACGCCCGAGCCUACGUUCUAUCGAUAGGCCGUCUCAAAGUCUACGUCUUCAAGGAGAUGCUUGCCCUUCUUGCUGGAGAAGACUAUAAACCGCCUUGGUUAUACCCAAGCCUAAAGUCCUCUCUUACCAACACAGCCCUUCAAGACGAAGACGUAUUUGUCAAUAGAGAGUCAAUGAGAGACUUUUGGGAUGCUCCAGAUGACUUGCUGCCUGGGGACUGGAAAGCUCAUGUCUUUGAUCAGGUCGGCACCGUUUCCGCAGAGCUAUUUCAGGCCGCUGCACACACGAUGGCGGACAAGUUCACAACAGUGGACAAAUGCUUCGAAUUAUUCGCAGUGGACUUCCUCGUAGACUCAAACGGCACCGCGUGGCUGCUUGAAGUCAAUGAAACACCUGCAUUCUACAAUGUUGGCAUGGCAGGACCUUUGGCACUGCGCUUGAUGGAAUCUGUGAUCUGUGUGGCUCUGGAACAUAUGGGUACGGCUCAACUCGAAGGUUGCGAUCAUAUUGCUGCGAAAGAGGGUCUGAUUCAAGUAUUGGACGAGGCGGACAAGCUUGCCAAGAGCAACAUAACGGAGAUUUUGCCAGAAAAUUGA